AGUAUUCCCUUCUUCAUUGCUUUUAUUGGGCUGGAGUUUGCUGUCAGCUGGGUUCAGAAGCGUAAGCUGUCAGGUCGGAUCAAUGACGGCAUAAGUUCUCUUUCUUUAGGCAUCCUGUCUCGGCUGCCAGAUGUUUUAUUCAGAAGUGUUGACUUAAUUAGUUAUAUCUACAUAUGGAAUAACUACAGACUCCUUGAACUGCCUUGGGACUCACCAUGGACAUGGUAUUUGACACUCCUGGGAGUGGAUUUUGUAUACUACUGCUUUCAUCGCAUAAGCCACGAGGUUAAUAUACUGUGGGCAGCGCACCAAGUACAUCAUAGUUCUGAAGAUUACAACUUAUUCACAGCCUUGAGACAAUCCAUACUGCAGAAAUACACCUCUUGGAUUUUCAACUUGCCCAUGGCUCUUUUCAUUCCCCCUUCAGUGUUUGCUGUUCAUCUACAGUUUAAUCUGCUUUACCAGUUUUGGAUACAUACAGAGGUUAUCACCAACCUUGGACCUCUGGAGUGGAUUCUUAAUACACCCAGUCAUCACAGAGUUCAUCAUGGUAGAAAUCCUUACUGCAUUGACAAGAAUUAUGGCGGCACACUCAUUAUCUGGGAUAGGAUAUUUGGAACAUUUGAGGCAGAAGAUGCAAAAGUUGUAUACGGCUUAACACAUCCAGUAAAUUCAUUUGAUCCCAUCAUGCUCCAGUUACGUCCCUUGGCUCAUAUUUGGAACACAUUUUGGGCCACACCUGGAUUCUGCAAUAAGCUUUCUGUCAUAUUCAAAGGGCCAGGCUGGGGACCAGGCAAACCUAGACUUGGCCUUCCUGAGGAAAUCCCAGUGAUCACUGGAAAAGAAGUUCCCUUCAAUCCAAGUGUACCAGCUUAUCUUAAUUGCUAUGCAGUUGUACACUUUGCUGUAAUAAUGGACUUGUAUACUGAACUUCUUGGCACUGUGACU
Molecule: messenger RNA, 948 nt
Organism: Cariama cristata (Red-legged seriema)
Lineage: Eukaryota; Metazoa; Chordata; Aves; Cariamiformes; Cariamidae
Gene: AGMO
Product: alkylglycerol monooxygenase
Exons: 9
Biological process (GO): lipid biosynthetic process
Cellular component (GO): endoplasmic reticulum
Molecular function (GO): iron ion binding; oxidoreductase activity
Source: RefSeq, a predicted model, not a curated record